Drosophila ananassae is the source of this 4734-nucleotide messenger RNA. It is a transcript of the gene E23, whose product is annotated as ABC transporter G family member 21. Gene Ontology annotation, cellular component: plasma membrane. The transcript has 9 exons. Gene Ontology annotation, molecular function: ATP hydrolysis activity; ABC-type transporter activity; ATP binding. NCBI's taxonomy places the organism in Eukaryota, Metazoa, Arthropoda, Insecta, Diptera, Drosophilidae. Bases 726 to 3899 code for a protein of 1057 amino acids. The record is from RefSeq and is a predicted model, not a curated record.
AACGAUACGACAAUGGGCCCAAAAAGAAUUCACAACGAAUUCAAAAUCGGUCGACGCUGGGUGUUUUGCGCGCCGAAGUCGCGUGGAAAAGAAUAGCGGAAUAUAUAUAUGCGUAUAUUCACAGUCCGAUCGUUGUUGUUUCGUCGCGUUAUUGUGCUGGUUCUUGUUUUCCUUCGACCUGUUUCCGAUCGCCCGUUUUCGUCCUGUGUGUUCCAAAAUUCCAAAAGAUUCAGAUUCGCGUGUUUCCAAAAAUGUUUACAAGAAACCAACAAAUGCUCAAUGAAUAAAAAACAAGAAAGUUAACAGAAAAGAAAUGUGCUGACGAUUUUUAAUAUCAAAAAAAUAUCAAAUAAUUUUUUAAUACAUUCUCAAAGUCGUCUUCUUGUCGUCGUCGUCAUUGCCUUGCCGAUUUUUUGGGCUGUCAUAAAUUCGGCAAAGUAAAAUAAAAAGGAUCCAGAGAAUUAUGAAAUUUUAAAAAAGAAAUCCCCAAAAAAUAAAAUAAAAAGAAAAUAAGCCCCCAACACAAUAUGUUAAAUGCAGUAAAGUAAGCGUAAAGGAAACGUGUUCGAGACGAGUGCUGGCACUACACGCGAAUAUACAUAUUUAAACAAGAUUUACAUUUAAAGUCCCAAUACGAGCAUACUUAUACAUACAUAUAUCUCAACUGUGGCGGCUCCAACAACACCACCACCAGAAACGAGCAAAACGUUCACAAAAAGGUGAUAAUGAUUAUUUCCAAGGAUCUUUUCAUAUUUGGCGAACAAAUUUUUGCAACAAUCAUACCAGAAGGUGGAGCCGCAGCUCUAGCAACGCAACAGCAACAGCAACAGCAGCAACAUCAGCAGCAGCAGCAGCAGCAGCAACAACAGCCGGCAAUUAUAAAUACAACAACAACAUCGGGUUCGACGGCGGCAACAUCGUUGGUAAUAAACUCGACGUCGUCGUCAACGGCAUCGUCAGCAGCAGGAGCAGCUGAACAAGUUGUAGAGGAGUCAUUAAAAGCGGCAUCACCAGCAGCACCACCACCAGCAGCAGCAGCAGAUACAGCAACUGUAGUACCACAACUGGCAGCCAAACAGGAAACAGUUGCAGUAGCCCCUCGCUCCUCCAACUCCACCACAUCCCUACCCAGUAAGCUGGCAAAAAUUCAAAAAAUUCCCAAGGAACCCGAAGAAUUGAAAGCCAAGAAAAAGGCAAAGUGUGAAGCGGCGACAUCUACUCAUUACGAAAAAAUGCCAAUGAAUUUGAUGAUAGUGGAAAGUGUUGAGGCGGUGGACAUGGCCACCUCGGACAAUGAGAACGACUCGGCGGAGUCCACGGAGCAGGUCCCGUUGGUGAGUGCCAGCCGACGCAAUCUGGCCAAAAUAGUGUCCGCCGAUUGUCGUCUUCAAAUCGAAAAAGAACCAGCAACUGCAACAUCAAUGGCAACCACCACAUCGACUGCCACAGAUGCAGCCGCAGCAGCAUCAGCAGCAGGAGGAGUUGCAACAGUGUCUGCCACAGAAAUCGAAGCCGGCAGUGAGUGCUCUGUCAGCGUCCCACCAUCAUCAUCCGCAUCAUCCUCGUCGUCGUCGUCGAGUUCCAGCUGCACAUCCUCAGAAUUUACGCAUACAUCACAAACGACGAUACCAAGUACGGAUAAUCUAACGUCAUCCAAUGGGAUGGCCAAUAUGGGCAAAAGCAUUUUAGUUGAUGCCAAAAGUGGCUGCCCCGCAUCUUUAUCCUACCACUUUGAAAAGUCCUCCACAAUGCAGAAUCAUCACAAUCCGCAACAACAGCAUCACAUGGGCAACCAUCACCACCACCCCCAGAAUCAGGUGGCACAACCGCAGGCGCAACACCAGCAGCACUCGCUGCAACUGACCUUUCAGAACCUGACCGUCUCCCACAACGAGCGCCAAAUUCUAUCCGAUGUGAGUGGAUUCGUCAGCCCCUGCGAAGUCCUGGCCGUCAUGGGACCCUCGGGAAGUGGAAAGACCACCCUGCUCGACUGCCUGAGUGGCCAGCGACAUAUUGACAGUGGCAGUGUCUUCCUCAACCGCGAGCCCCUGUCCAAGAAGUGGCGCCGCCGUAUCGGUUAUGUCUUGCAGGAGGAAAUAUUCUUUCCUCAAUUAACACUCCGGGAAACAGUAGUUUACACGGCACUGUUGCGUCUGCCGGAGUCUAUGCCGCGGGCGGAGAAGAUGCGACAGGUGGACCACAUCCUGGAGGCUCUGGAACUGAACUGCUGCCAGCAGACCAAGUUCGGGGACUACCUCAACCGAGGACUCUCCGGGGGAGAGAAGAAGCGGGCUAAUAUAGCGUGCGAGCUGCUCACCAACCCGCUUCUUAUGCUCUUGGAUGAACCCACUUCCGGUUUGGAUAGCCACUCGGCCAUCUCGCUAAUGAAGGUGCUGAAGCGCUACGCCCAGCUGGAGCAGAAAACCAUUGUGAUCAGUGUCCACCAGCCCUCGUCGCAGAUGUUUCACAUGUUCGACAAGCUGCUCCUCCUGCACCAAGGGCGCACGGCCUACUUCGGGGAUGUGCACAACAUUUACAGGCACUUCGAGGACAUCGGAGUCACCAUCAAGCCGCACUAUAACCCAGCCGACUUUGUGUUGGAACAACUUAAAUCCCAUCCGGACAUCCGGGAGAAGCUCUUCAUUGCCGCCAAGGAGUCGCACGGAAACUAUCUAAACCGCAACUGCAUCAGCCACAAGUCCCACCAGGAGGCCACUGGGCCAGAGGCGAAGGGCAAGAAGGAGUCGGACAGCAUCCUGAUCGACGACAUCAUCAACAACUAUUACAACCAGCAUCACCACAAGCCCAGUCGCCACCACCACCUGCACCAUCACCACCACCACCAUCAGUAUGAGAACCUCAACCACUCGGUGGGUGGCGGUUGCCAGGUGGAGGAGGAUGAGGAGGCGGCCCAGCACCUGGUGUGGUGUGCGGCGGACUCGCAGUCCAACUUCAGCUCCUGCGCCUCCAGCGACUGUCAUUCCUACAGCGCGGGCAGUGGCUCUGGAACUGGCCAUACGGCGGAUGAUGAGUGGCUAUCCUACCCCACCAGCUUCAACACUCAGUUCUGUGUCUUGUCCAGCCGCAACUUCAAGGAGGCCAAGCCCCGAAUGCUCUCCAAGCUCAACUGGUUCCAGACAAUCGGCUUGGGCCUGAUGGCCGGUGCCAUUUGGUUCCAGUUGCCCCGAACCGAGGAGUUCCUGCAUGACCUCCAGGGCUGGAUGUUCUUCUCGCAGACCUACUGGAUGCUAUUCGCCCUCUUCGGAGCUCUCAAUUCAUUCCCCGCGGAGCGCGAAGUGGUUAGCAAGGAGCGUCGUUCCGGUGCCUAUCGACUUUCCGCCUACUACCUGGCCAAGAUGUGUGCCGAGCUGCCCUUGGUGGUCACCUUGCCCACGGUCUACCUCAUGAUAAGUUAUCCCAUGCUGGGUUGCACCAGCAUGAAGCUAUUUUUCCUGAUGCUCAUCUUCCUGCUCAUCAACACGAUCGUGGCCCAAAGUGUGGGCUUCUUCAUUGGAGCCUGCUGCAUGGACAUGAACGUGAGCAUCACACUGAGUGCCCUGUACACGCUGGCCACGCAGCUCUUUGGUGGCUACCUGUCGUCCCGCAUUCCGGAGGGUCUCAGCUGGAUACGGUAUACCUCGAUGAUCCACUACGCCUACCAGAAUAUGCAGAUACUCGAGUUCCGUGAGGGACCAGCCAUACGAUGCGGCUCACCCAGCAGCUAUGAGAUUUGUAAACAACAGUCAACCGAAUUCAUUCCAUACGAGGAAAUACUCAAAGCACAAAACUCCACAUCACCUCUCUGGCUGAACACACUGAUACUGAUGAUGUUCUUUCUGGUGUUCCGCUGCCUAGGAUACGCGGUGUUGCGCUACCUGCGAUGCCCCAAAAAGACGUGAUAUCCCGGGGAUAUAUAUAUACUAUAUAUCUAUCUGAGCAGACAUCGAACCAGUGAUUCGUUAUUUGUUAAUUCUGAAAACAAAAAAACAAAAAUAUUGCUAAUCCGUUACAAGAGAACAAACAUGCUAACUUUUGCGCCAAUUUUGUGAUUCAAUUUACUUUCAAGCCACAUCAUCUAUAUUACCUAAUAUUAUUAUUAUUAUAAUUAUUACCAAUUACACCUAUUAUUAUUAUUAUUAUUAUAUAUUGUAAUUAGAAGUGUUAAUCAAGGUUUUGCGGUAGGGCAGAGUGCGAGAAAUUGCAUUUGUUUGUGUUGCAUUUUGUAAGCGUAAAUUUUGUUUUGUUUUAUGCAUUUUAAUUGUUAGCCGUUUAUAUUAUAUUAUUGGCUAUGUUGCCGCUAAAACAGAGGAUCAACCGAAGAGGGCGAGAAAGCAAACUUUUUCUUUUAAUGUACGUUUUAAAAAAAAAUUAUUAAAGAUGUCUGCCCCGAAUCCCGAAAACCCGAGCACCCCAACCCACACAACUUAUUCAAAUAACUCCUAUAAUAUUAUAUGUCUUUAGUGAAGAGGUAGUAACUUUCUAGAAUAUUGCAAAUUUUUUUCGCUUGGAAAAAACACUGUGAUUUAGUAUGCUAGUUUUUUAAUUAGUUUUAAUUGGACUGCAUUAGUGAAAUGUGCAUGUCUGGAGAAGUCUAAAGGAUAUUUGUAAAGGAAAUGAAACUUUGAAAAGCUCCACAAACAUGUUAAAUAUUAUGGCAUAAAUUGUAUUUGUUUAUAUUAUCAAUUGUAUUUAAUUAAACUUAUUUAAAUAUACAUGAAAAUGUAAUAUAAAGAA